AAGGCAUCAAUUUAGCUCAACCUCCAAACAACAACCACAAAGUAGCCCUCCCUCCACAAUGCUUAUUUAAGCACACAAACAACCCCCCAUUCUCCAACACACUUAUAUAUCUUUAUAAUACACCAAGAAUCCAACCCUAGCUACUACAAAAUGGCCACCAAGAAACUAGAAGAGGAGCAACGUGCAGGAGCGGAGAUCAUCGAGGGCGCAGAGGAGUGCUACAACCACUCCCUGACGCUCCUGCACGAGCUCGGGUUCCCCCGGGGCGUGCUGCCCCUCAAGGACCUCGAGGAGUGUGGCCUAGUCCGUGACACGGGGUUCGUGUGGAUGAAGCAGAAGGCGCCCUACGAGCAUUUCUUCGUGGGGUCCAACACCCUCGUGAGGUACGACCGGGAGGUGACCGCGUACAUAGAGAAGGGGAAGAUGAAGAAGAUGAGUGGAGUGAAGAGCAAGCAGUUUCUCCUUUGGGUGCCCAUUGUUGAGAUGAGCAUUGAGGAGGCUGCAGCCGAUAAGAUUUAUUUCAAGACUCCAAUGGGGAUUGGGAGAUCUUUUCCUAUCACAGCCUUCAUGGAUGAAGACGAGAAGAGCAAGCAUUUGGAGCAACUCAAGGCGUAGAAACACAAUUUUCAUGACCCUUAAUUAGAUCAUCAUCAUAUAGUGUGUGAUCAACUAUUUUAUUUUCUUUUUUUGCCUUAUUAAUGAGCAAGUUGGCAAAAUUUUAUGGCAUUUGUAUUGGACUUAAUUAUAUGACUUAUUUAUUUCGAUA
Molecule: messenger RNA, 766 nt
Organism: Salvia miltiorrhiza (redroot sage)
Lineage: Eukaryota; Viridiplantae; Streptophyta; Magnoliopsida; Lamiales; Lamiaceae
Exons: 1
Coding region: 151-615 (154 amino acids)
Source: RefSeq, a predicted model, not a curated record